This is a messenger RNA of Saccostrea echinata, 1663 nucleotides long. RefSeq lists its product as uncharacterized. The transcript is spliced from 5 exons. The record is from RefSeq and is a predicted model, not a curated record. Lineage: Eukaryota; Metazoa; Mollusca; Bivalvia; Ostreida; Ostreidae. Bases 1 to 1122 code for a protein of 373 amino acids.
AUGACUCCAGAGUUUGGAUUCGGCCACAGACAAGAUUAUUCAAAGGACAGUAUUGUGUUAAAAGCAGGGUGUUUUAUAGCUAUUGAGGCAAUACACUACGGAUCACUGGGUUUCAAACUAAAAAAGAAAAAUAAACACGGGAGAACAGAGCAAGAAAAAGUGCAUAAAUACAAGGAUUCCACUUUCAAUGAAGUCGCUUUGGCAGAAGCUGAAGAGUUUGUGAUUAUCGAGUCCCAGCCAGAGAGAAGCAAUUACGUAGAUGACUUUGAUAUGAAUACGAAGCAGAAUGUAGGCCGAACGCGCCCAGUGCCACAGGAAGGUGACAACGGUAUAGAGCUGUCGUCUGCUGUGGCGGAUAAAAAGGCGCGCGAACAUCAGCGUGACGAUCACAAAACAAGACGACAGAGAGAGAGGGGGGAUUUUCCAGAUGACAGAAGAACACAAAGGGCCAAAGCUAAAACCGAUGACAGAAGGAACGGAACAGGGUCUCCUAAAAGAGUCAGCCCUGUUUCCCCACAACGGAAUUUUUUGAAUAAUAAUGUGAGAUAUGUCCAUAAUCGAUUCAUAGUCUUAGACACCCCAGACAGUACUAGUGCAAAUUUGCCAAAAUCAUCGGGGACCAAACGCGGUGUUGAUAAUCCACAGAUGCGAAUGGCUGAAGGUUCAGAUGGUGCUUUUACCGAUGAGCCGCAGAUAGGUCGCCUCACUGACAGGUCCAGAGGCAAUCGUCGUGAAAUGGCGAUGGACGCUUCCUCCGUAACUAUGGACGGACGUGACAUUGAAAUUUGUGUGUCUGACCCUGAUAAUUCAAACAUGACAAUACAUUCUCCGAAAAAACCUAAAAGUAUUUGGAAAAGGAUUUAUCUAUGUUUACAGGACAAUCGUAUGAAAGACUUAGACCCCGAGGAACUUCUAAAUGAUCCAAACCAAUACCGGGUCUUAAAGAAAGUUUUGAACAUAAUUUUCAUAACCAUUGGGGUGACAUUAUUUGUGGCUGUAGUCAUCAGCGUUAUUUACUCGUUUAUUGUAGGUGACCAAGACCCACUAGAGCAAUCGGACGCAGCACCUUCCCCCACCUCAUCGUCUUGUGCUAAUAACCUGACUUGUGUCACUAAUACUUGAGAGCAAGAGGCGGACAUUAACGUAUUGCCAAUCCAAAGAUUGGACAUCACAGAUAGACAAGACAUCUACCGAAUUCCGGAUAUCGACCAUCUACCGUGUAUAAAAUAUAUUAAUGUAAAUUUUGAGGACACAUAUAAUGAUAUUUGCUACUAAACCAAAAUCAAAUGAAGGACGCAUUACACAAUGUGAUUAUUAUUUUUCAAUUGUUUGGAAAUGCAAAGUUAAUUGCAGGAUUUUAGAAUCAACAUUUCCUAACACGCAUCCAAUACAAUUUCACUUCUUUAGAGUACCAGAAGUAUAAAGCUUUUUUUAAAAAAUCGAUAUUCCGACCUAAAACAUAAUCCUGCAACAAACUGAACGUUAAUGACUUAUGGCUGCGCAGUAGUCUGGGUCCCAUUUUCAAUAUGAUGUUUCCAGGAUACUGUAUUUGAUGUUCUGUACAGUGCCUUUUUUACGGAUCAGUUUUUUUGGCUUUAUCUUCUUUUUUAUAUGUUUUCAUAAAAUAAUUAAAAUGGAAUAAAGAGAUUAUACUGCAACAAAG